CCGCGAUGCCGCUUGGCCCUGCCGCCCCCUGCGAGCGCCGCGCUGGGGACCCCGCCUGCGCCUGAGCUGCGGUGAGCCCCGAACCAGCCUCCCAGCUGACGACUGACUGCUGCUUCCGCCAGCCUGUGUCCCUUAUCUAGGCCUGUCACUGCGGAACCCCUCAGUAGGGGCUGCAGAAUGAAAGAGGGCAUGUCCAAUAACAGUACCACUAGCAUCUCUCAGGCCCGGAAGGCUGUGGAGCAGCUGAAGAUGGAGGCCUGCAUGGACAGGGUGAAGGUGUCCCAGGCAGCAGCAGACCUCCUGGCAUACUGUGAAGCCCACGUGCGGGAGGACCCCCUCAUCAUCCCAGUGCCCGCGUCAGAGAACCCCUUCCGGGAGAAGAAGUUCUUCUGUACCAUCCUCUGAGGCCUUCGGUGAUGGACCACCUCCUUUGCUGUAGAAACCCCCUAUGAAGACAGUGCAUGCUCUUAGACUAGGGAGCCGCCAUGGCUGGGCUCAAUUCAUUUUUUCUUUGUAUUUGUCAUGCUAUUUAAUUUUUUUUUCAUUUUUGUUAUUUUUCAUUCAUAGUAAAGAAAAUAGACAUUUUUGUAUCCAAAUAACAAAUGUGCCAUGUAAAACUAAGCAUGGGUUUAAGAGUUUACAAUUUUCUAAACAUCUGUUCUCAAGUUUAAAUACAUCAAGGUAAUCAGUGUCAGUGGAUAAUUUACUGAAAUGAAAAAUUAUGCUCAAGUAGUCUCAUUGGCAGCAAUCCUGUGUCCAGUGACAGGUUGGGGUCCAGCCCAAAUGUGUAAAUAGGGUUCCCUCCAGCAGCUCUGGGAGUCCUCAUGUGUGACUUUCCAUCACCCUGUGAAAAAUGAAUAACUUGCUGGGUGGGAACAGCACAAAACCCUCUGGGGAUCCAGCAGGAUGGGCCCUACCCUCUAGGGACAGACUAGAGUGUCACAGUUUAAGGCGUGCUAUCCCCUUGUGUGAGCAUUGCCAUAUUUAACCUUCCAAAAGUAAGUGCGUGAGUGUAGAUCUGUUUUAGAGGUGGGGAAACUAAGGCAGGGGACCUUGAUAACGGUUUGCCCAAGGUUGUAUGGAAUAAGCAGGAGAGCAGGGUGUUGGUGCAGGCAGCCUGACUCCAUAGCCCUUCCUGGACUCUGGAGCUGGGGUACCUUCCAGGCGCCUGUCUGCAGAUAAGCUGCACCUGUCUGCAGGUAACCUACACCUGCAGACAAUCUUGACUACACAUUGGGAAGCCAGCAUGUUAGUGACACUGGCCGACAGCUGCUCAAUAGCACACUUCUCUACCUACCUUCGCCAGGAGGGAACUUGAUGAGCCCAUUUGCUGAUAGUCUCUAGGUGCCCCAGGGAAAGGCUAGACCUACCAUUAGCUCUUGCAUUCCUAGAUACUUGCAUUCCUGGCUAGACCACUCUCCUGCCAUCCUAAUGAAGUCAUAGCAUGGAGGGUUCUGUGUCUUAAGUUUGUUCUAUCACAUCUGUUCGGAAACUGCCUCUGCCCCAGCUCUGCCAGAGGGUUGCUGCAUCGUGCAGUACAAGCCAUUGUGUGCCAGAGCUGUUCCAGCCUGCAACUGGGGACAAUGGUAAUUACCCUGCAUUUCUUUCUAGAAGGAAAUUGAGGAAAGCUCUGAUUAUCAUUUAAAGCAAAUACAUGUACUAAAUGCCAAGCUAUAAUGCUGGGAAGAACGUAUGUCUUCAAAAAUAGCAGUGCUUCAUUUGGGUGAAGAAUGUAAACUUGUCUAUGAAGAGGCAAAUAUAAUUUUCAGAUCAGUUAAUGACUUGCUGGCUGGAUAGACAGUUCUACACAUUGCCAUGCCUAGCUGCUUUUGCUGGAAGCAUCUUCAGUUUCGUGGGCACUCACUGAUGAGACCCAGCGUAGUCAGGGAGCUGUGUGCUUGUACCACAGCAGAACUGGACACUGCAUGGAUACAACUUCCAGUCCUCCUGUGGACUGGGUUGUGACUGGGAUCUCCUUAUUCUGUGAUCUACAUUAUUAUCACUAACUGCUAAUACAAAGCACAGUCCAUGAAAGGACAUGGGGCAUCUGUUGCAGGUCAUUUCUACCUUAGGUCAAGUUUAUGGGCCUGGCCUGUUGGAUAUGUGUUCCCCUGAUCAGUGAGGUCCCAUGCAGUGAGCCCCUCUACCUCAUGGGCUGCCUGCAUUGAACAGCUGUUAUUUUGUUUUCCUCUUGGGGUUCAUCAUGAUCUGCCUAUCCUGCUAGGGAAUGUUACUCUGAUAUAAUGCAUUUAGUGAAAUGUAGUGCCUGCUUCCCACUGUGGAAGCUGAAGCAGGAAGGUGUCUCUAUUUCUCAGACACCUCCUUUCCAGCUUGAUUCCUUAGGCAAGUAGUCAGGGAUCCAGGCUACUUGGACAUCCUGCUUGGUGCCGUGAGUCUGGAGCAGGUAACACAGAAAUGAAGGAUUACAAUGGCCCAGGGUGCCACUGUCUGGCAGGGGAGGUGUCUAAAGCUGGUGGGCCAAGGGAAGGGUGUCUAGGGAUGGGGUGGAAGGGCCCUUUGAAGACCAUCCUGGCCCCCUGAGCAGGCUUCUCCAUCCUGUCUCCCUAUAGCUCCCUGCUAGCUUUCUGUUAAUGCUGUGGCCACCAGAUCCACCAAGUAAAUUCUUUAUUCCAUGAAAUUGCCCGCAUAGAUACAUAGAUACUAUAUGACCUAAUGUUUCCACCCUAGGUGUGGGCCCUACAGAAAUGGGCCCAUAUAAUUCACCAAAAGAAAUGUGCCAAAGUGUUCAUAGCUGCAGUGUUCAUAAUAACCCUAACUUAUAAAAUACCCACAUGUCAAGGAGGAUAGUCACAGGAGGAAUCCUCUACAGCCAUGGCAAUGAGUAGUCUGCGCAUCCUCCACAGUAGGACACACAGCAAGGUGAGGCACAUAGGGACCCAAGUUACGUCUAAGGGGACAGUAACCCAAAGGAAGCCUGGUGCAGUUUCCAGAAUGUUCCAUUCCUUAAUCCAGUUGCCUGUCAUCCAGUGUGUUGAGAUUGUGAUAAUUCUCUUAGCUGUAUACUUUCAGUUUGGGUGCUCCUCUGUAUGUUGUACUUCAAUAAAAAGUU
Messenger RNA from Octodon degus (degu), 3070 nucleotides. RefSeq names its product G protein subunit gamma 4 (gene Gng4). Gene Ontology annotation, biological process: G protein-coupled receptor signaling pathway. Gene Ontology annotation, cellular component: heterotrimeric G-protein complex. The record is from RefSeq and is a predicted model, not a curated record. Bases 178 to 405 code for a protein of 75 amino acids. Gene Ontology annotation, molecular function: G-protein beta-subunit binding. The transcript is spliced from 4 exons. NCBI's taxonomy places the organism in Eukaryota, Metazoa, Chordata, Mammalia, Rodentia, Octodontidae.